Molecule: messenger RNA, 453 nt
Organism: Rhagoletis pomonella (apple maggot)
Lineage: Eukaryota; Metazoa; Arthropoda; Insecta; Diptera; Tephritidae
Exons: 2
Coding region: 42-440 (132 amino acids)
Source: RefSeq, a predicted model, not a curated record
AGCCCUAUUAUUUUAAAAAACUUAUUUUUCAGUGGAAGCAGAUGUCUUUAUUCAGUAAAAUGAUUUACUAUCAGCAGCCAUUCGUUGAUCACCUGGUAUACACAUGGCUCCAGCCGUUGCCCUUUCCAACCAUUCUAAAGGUGGUUUUCAGUUUCAUCUUGGCAAUACUAAUAUUACUGCCCAUAAUUUAUCCAGCUGUGAUAUUUAUUUGGUCAUACACUGAAGUGCAGUACAUACUGAAGAACCACUAUGAUAUAGCUUUCUCCGAGAAACUCGACGUCCUCGGCUAUCUGCAACGUCUCUACUCAUUUCGUAUUGUCAACGCGAAGUACAACCUUUUUUUGGUGUUGUACUUGGAACGGUGGCGGAUAGUGGCUACGGCAAUUGCCUCUACAAUUGACUAUGUUAGAUUGGCGUUCUGCUUAGUAUUCAAUCCAUAAUUAAAACCACGCA